AUGAAGAAAUUUAGAAUGUCACCUGGGUUUCGGUUCAGUCCAUCUGAUCAAGAAUUGCUAUACUACCUAAAGAUGAAGGCUAAAGGGAUGUCAUUCCGGCCUUGGAAUGAUGUGGUUCUUGAAAAAAAUCUAUAUGCCAAGAAUGCUGCACCAUGGAUGCUGUUCAAUAAUGAUGAUCCAUGGCAAGUAACAAGUAAAGUUGACGCUGCUCUUGGGAAGAUUUAUGAGGAAAAAGUCCUUUAUGUUGUUACUAAAUUAGUGAAAAUUGGUAGCAACAAAAUUGUGAGGAGUGUGGUUUCUGGGACCUGGGAUAGUGCUACUGGGAAGUAUAAAGUAUGGAACAGUCAGGGGCAAGUUAUGGGGUUCAAGAAGAUAUUGAAUUUGAGGGGGAAAGGAACGGAAGUUAUGAGCAAUUGGAUGAUGCAUGCGUACCACUUAUCUACGGUUUCGUUGCAAGAAGUUGAGGAUAAUGACUAUGUAAUUUGUCGUAUAAAGUGGGAUUAUUCAAGAAAUAUUUGGGAUGUUGAUCAAAAAGUUCAAGAAAGUGGUGGAUUGAGGAAGCUGGGGAAGAGUAAAAGGAUUAAUCAAGAAAUCCCAGAUGGAAAAAAGGUUUGUAGGAAGGGAAGUAAUAGUAGUGUAUUGACCAAUGAUGGAGUUUUAAUUGCAAAAAGCGAAGCCUAUUAUGGAGAAAAUGAUGAAUAUGAAAUCUUGAUUAAGGAAAAAUCAAGAUUUGAUCAAGAAAGUUCAAUUGGAGAAACGGUUUGUAGCAGUGGGAGGGAUACUGUAGUGGUGAAUGAAGGAGAGUUGAUAACUGAAAGAUCAUUGUUUUUGGAAGCUGAAGUUCAAGAAACAGAAGCACAUUAUGAAAGAAGCGAUGAAUGUCAAAUUCUUCUAAAGAGAAAUCAGUAUUUGAUUAGGAAAGUCCAACUAGAAAAAUGGUUUGUAAAGAGGGCAGCAAUAGUAUUCUGGUGA
Molecule: messenger RNA, 972 nt
Organism: Coffea arabica (coffee)
Lineage: Eukaryota; Viridiplantae; Streptophyta; Magnoliopsida; Gentianales; Rubiaceae
Source: RefSeq, a predicted model, not a curated record